AGUUCAAAAUCGUAUCAGUUUUAGAGCCCACACGCAUCAAUACUGGAUUCAGGACCGUUCAGCGAGGCUUCAUCAUGCCCUCGCGUUCUGAAGACGACCCCCACUACACCGGGGAAACGGUGUUGCCUGCACAAGACGACUACGAUCUCCUGAUAAAGCACAAAUACGUUGCCAUUUGGUUUUCGUUGCGUUAUGAGAAGAAGCGCAGGCUCAGGGAUCUUGACCAUGCUACCAGCGUUUUCAGACAUGCUGUUGACGUCACCUCUCCAAGCAACCCGAUCCGAAUUACCUUUCUGAGCGGUAUUAUCGGCAUGCUCUCCCAACGCUUCAGUAUCACGCGUUCGAUAGUCGAUAUCAACGAUCUUGUUGAUGCUGUUAGUUUGAAGGUCGAUGCUACCCCUAGUGAUGAUCCCGACCGAGCAGCCAGGCUGACCGACUAUGCCACCGUACUGCAACAACGAUAUGGUCUCACGCGCUCAACUGAUGAUCUUCACAAAGCUGUCAACCUAGGUAGCCUUGCGAUAGAAGCCGUUCCCGAAGGUCAUCAUCUUCGGGCAAUAUUGUUUGACAGCUAUGCGAAAACGCUUGCGGUGCGCUCCUCCGCCAUCGAAUCAUCACACGAUCUGGACGAUGCUAUCAAAGUCAGCAGUCAGGCUAUAGAAUUGGCUAAGAAUGAGUCGGAAAAGAACUCCUGUUGUCAAACUCAUGCGAUAUUGCUUCAGAGGCGUUUUGCUCAAACCGGUACGAGGCAGUACAUCAAUGCUGCUAUUCAGAUGGCCGAGAUAACAGCAAACGCUGUUCACGCCAACAGUCCGCAUCGACUUUUCUAUCAAUCAAGCCUCGCAAAACUGCUUCAGAUUCGAUUUGGCGAAAUAGGGUCGCUGAAUGACCUAGACCGGGCAAUCGUCAUUUUGGAAGACGUCGUCAAAAGCGCCCCUCAACAUGACCCAAACCGACUUGACAACAUGACAUCUCUCUGCACAUCUCUCGGUCAACGAUUCUUCCAGACUGAAGCAUUGAGUGAUAUCAAUCGUGCCAUCAGCCUGAGUAGCAGCAUUGUUGAAAGCACUGCAGAGAGUGAUCCUUACUACGCCAGACAUUUGGCUAACCUUGGUAACCUAGCUGGCACACGCUACGAACUCACUGGCUUGAUUGAUGAUCUUGACCUUGCUAUUGACGCUCUUGACAAGGCAGUCAAGCUCUCCGCUCAUCUACAGCCCCACACAGCUCUCUCCGUGGACAUGGACUCCAACGAAGGCGGUCUGUGGAUAAGCCUAGGUGCUUGGCUGGCUCAGAGAUAUGAGAGGACUGAUAAUGAAGAGGAUUUGAACCGCAGCAUAGAGUUUAGCAGGACAGCAGUUGCUAAGACCCCACUCAAAGAUCACAUCAACCAAGCCUUGCAUGCAUACCACCUUGGGAAACGGCUCAGAGCACGUUAUGAAUUGAUUGGAAGAGAAGAAGACAUCAUAGAGGCUCUUGAACUUGCUCGAACAGCUGUCAAACAUACACCAGACGACCACCCCUGGAAAUCAUCUCACUUAAUUGGCUUAGGGGAAGUGCUUUUUGCAAGAUACGACCGGCAAGAGUCGGAGAGAGACAUCGAGGAGGCCAUCUCCCUCGGUCUACAAGCGAAGGAGCUCAUUGAUCAGAAUAGCCCUGGGGGAGCCUUGGUCUUGGCCGCCUUGGGUCGCUACUUUGGACAUCGAUUUCACAAAACAAGCAACAGAUCCCACCUCGACAAUGCUCUUUUCUACUUCAGUCAAGGCGUUUCAUGUGAAGCUUCUUCGCCAAUUUCCCGCGUCGAUUCCGCACGACAUGCUGCAAGGAUUCUCGCAGAUCAAAGCAAAUGGGAAGAGGCGUCUAGCAUGCUGAGAACAGUCGUGGAACUUCUGCCACGCGUGAGCCCUCGGAUGUUAAACAACAGCGACAAGCAACAAAGGCUUAAGUUGUUCUCCGGUCUAGCUUCUUUCGCUGCAGCUACUUCGCUACAAGCCGGGGAAGACGACUUCAGUGCCUUAGAACUGCUGGAAAUGGGCCGUGGUCUUAUUGGGAAUUCUCUUCUUGAGCUACGGACUGAUAUCUCGGAGCUCCGAGAGAAGUAUCCAGAUAUUGCAGAGAGAUUCGAAACUCUCCGGGACGAGCUGGAUUCGCGUCAAACACAAAAACAUCUACAGAAAAACGGGUUAUCCUUCGAUAAGCUCCAAGGCAAUCGACUGAUUGAGGCUGACGAAGAAUUGAGCAAUCUCAUUGUGGGUAUUCGAGACUAUCCUGGCUUUGAAAGGUUUCUUCUUCCGCCAACCCGAGAAGAUUUCCUGCGUGCUGCUGAGAAGGGACCCAUCGUCAUAAUCAACAUGAACUACUAUCGUUGUGACGCAUUUCUCAUUCAGCAAGACAAGAUCUCGACACUUCCUCUCGCGAACCUCACAGAAGAGGAGAUCAACCAGAGAGGAAGCGGGAAAGCGAGGAAAGUCUCAGUGCGAUCAGUUGAAACUCUAGAAUGGUUGUGGACGGCUGCUGUGGAGCCUAUCUUGACUGCGCUGGGUUACCAGCAUGCACCUAAGACUGAUGAUUGGCCGCAGGUAUGGUGGAUACCUACCGGGCCAUUGAACCACUUUCCAAUUCACGCCGCCGGCUUGCAUAUCAAAGGGAACUCUACGUCCACACUCGAUAGAGUCAUGUCUUCGUACACUACUUCCGUCAAAUCCCUAAUCGCCGGGCGUAACAAUACCUUGCAGAGCGCUGCUCGUCCGAAUUCUGGGCAUGCUCUCCUCGUAGCUAUGCGGGUAACUCCGUCCCUAGGAGCCUCGAGUAUCUUGGUUAAUGCCGAUAGAGAGAUAGAGAUGCUGACUAAGCUCUGUCCCUCACUGCAUCUCAAAGCUGUGAUACCGUCCAGCCGGCAGAAAGACGAGAUCAUUCAGAGCCUGCGAGAUUGUUUGAUUUUCCACUUUGCAGGGCAUGGAAAAGUGGAUAACUUGGACCCUGCGAAGAGCCUACUGCUUUUGGAUGACUGGAAAACCCAGCCACUAACUGUCGGUGAUCUUCGUGACAUGAACAUGCAUGAGAGCGGUCCAUUUCUUGGCUUCCUGUCAGCCUGCUUUACAAGCGCUAACAACGAAAUCACGCUUGUCGACGAAGCAGUACACUUGGCUGGCUCCUUACAGUUAGCAGGGUUCAGACAUGUGAUAGGCACACUCUGGGAGGUUAAAGACAGCCACUGUGUGGAAGCUGCCCAGAUAGUAUACGAGACUAUCCGCGACGAAGGAAUGACUGACACAGCGAAAGAUGCGAAGAGAUUGCUUAAGGCAGCAUGGAGGAUCUAG
Molecule: messenger RNA, 3320 nt
Organism: Boeremia exigua
Lineage: Eukaryota; Fungi; Ascomycota; Dothideomycetes; Pleosporales; Didymellaceae
Product: CHAT domain-containing protein
Exons: 3
Coding region: 75-3320 (1081 amino acids)
Molecular function (GO): protein binding
Source: RefSeq, a predicted model, not a curated record